AUGGCUCUGAUUUCCCGUGGAACUGCUCCCAUUUUUCCAGCCAAGGGCCUCGCCCCGGUCCGCCCAACUUGGAUUCCUUGGACGCCAUGUGGUGACUCAAAGACUUCCAGACCCGUCCUGGCGGCUUUGAUCCCAAGCCUCUUGCGACGUGCUCCAUGUCGCAUGAAACUGAGUUCCCGUACUGGUUCCAAGGAUGAUGUGUUGCUGGAACUGGAGGUCCUUUUGAAGGACAAAAUGAGGGCCUUGGACAUGCUGGUGAGUCAACGGGAUUGCAAGGAAGUGUUGGAGGAUGAUUUGAAUUUGGUGGAAGAAAUCGCUUCGCUACUGAAACGAUUGGUCCUGAGUGGUGGGCGCCCUUCGUUCGCCAGGGCGGAGAUCCAACCAAAUGUGAUGAAGAGGUUGCACUUAUUUGAGGGCCGAGGAGUAUGUUUGCAUGUCUAUGAUGAUCCAUCCGACACCUUCAUCCACAACCACCGGAGCAACUUCAUCUCUGUAGCCCUGUAUGGAAGCUAUGUGCACGAAAUCUGGUCGACAGGGCAAAAGGGUUUUCACUACACUUUCAACCGCACGAAGGAUGUAGAGUUGAAACAAACUGGUGAGAGGCAGGAGGGAUGCCUCGUGGUUGCCCACAAAUACACUUACAAGGAGGGAGACAAUUUUUUUUUGGAUGGAAGGACCCCUCACCGUGUCCUUGGCCGUGGUGCAGCCUUGACGUUGUAUGUCCGCGGGAUGGAGAAACCUUGCGAGACGAUUGCGCGUGCUGCGUGUUGUUUCACCCGCUACAUGAGCCUCGACUCGUUGAACUUGGAUACGGCCUGCUACUUGGUUCAUGGCACCAACUUUGUUGUGUCGAAGAGGUACUCAGUGCUAGAGCAAGUGGGUCAAGGGGCCUAUGGCAUCGUUUGUGCAGCUCAGGUUGAGUUUCUGGCAGUUCAUCUCCCCGGAAUGUGCCGGCAGGAUGAGGAGACCCAGGAGAGCGUUGCCAUGAAGAAGAUUGAGAAUGCCUUUGAGCACAUCACCUGUUUGGGAGCCCAUCACGAAGCGCACUCUCCGGGAGCUCCGGAUCUUGCGGCACCUGCGACACGAGAACCUCAUCGAUGUGAGGCGCGAACCGCCGAAUCGCCGAACCGCAACGGCCGCCACGUGGCGGAGGGCCGUUGGAAGCCGAGUCCACGGCUGUCGCGCACCUUUCGCACCGUCUCGGUGGAUCACGAGGAUCCACUGUCGCACGAAGAGAGAUCCAGCAGCCCGGCGACCGUGGUUAUCGCCCUGCUCUUUAUGAGCAAUCCUGACCCUGCCGUGGACAGGCUGGUUCAGGCUCUCAAUAGACUUACUUUGGCCAUUGAGGGGAAAAACGGCGGCAAAACAGGAACUGAGUGGGAGCUCAUUGCGGAGGAGGGAGAGGCAUCAGAGCCAACAAGUGGGACAGCAGGUGGAUCAGGCCAAAAUAGCCACAUUGCCUUUGGGGACUACAAUUCUUUUGCUGAGAGGCUUCCUGAUUGUCCUGGGCGUCUACUGGGCCUGUGUGCAAAGCUGCGGGGAGGGUCUUCCUCCUCAGACUACCGAGCAAGACGUGCUUGGGAGUCAGGAUAUUGGGCAUCUCUUGUUCGAGCAGGGCGUCUGGAGAAACCCAGACAGUCAUUGCCCAUUGAUCUUCGCCCCACGGUGUACAUCAUCCUGGCGGCACCAGGUUUGUCAGAGCCUACCAGGGUGGGGUCAGCUUCAGACCUGUACCGUAUUACCGGACGGCUGUCCGACACAACAUUGAGCAGGAGUACCUUUGCCAGCCCCUCAUCGGUGGCAAUGAAUCUUGGAGUGGAGCAUGGAGGUCAAGAUCCGACAGAGGUGGUCUUGCUUUGGCCUCCCGAUGCUGGUGCGCUUCAGCAUCAGGUGCAAGCUUUCAUACUUAUGAGACGGCCAGGGGGAGUCUUGGUCGCCGUUCCAGAUGGUGUCAUCGAGGAAGAGAGCUUUGCAGCAUGGGUUUCAACAGAAGAUGGUACCGAGCCUUUGGUUGGUCCUUCCAGAGUUUUUCAAGUGCCAAUGUGGGUGACAGGCGAAAUGGGAGGUUUGGUCAUUGGCGAAGGUUUGGCUGCAGUGAGGGUUCUAGAUAUGAGCCUCCCCGGGGUGGGAGGACUUUUACAACCCAUGGGAGAAGAUUUGGAGUUCGACCUUAUGAAUUUGUUUCAGGUAUCAGAUCCAGGUGCUCAUCCAGAUUUUCAAGAUCUGCUCUCUCAGGUCCGUCUUUGGAUAGACACCGACUUGGGGGAAAGGUCAGACUUUUACACUGCAGACGAAGCGGAGAUCGUAGAAGCAGAAAGCACUCCCAAGACCAAGACUCGAGCGAGAGGGCCCGGAACCAAUCCUGGUGGCACUACCGAGCCAGGAAAAGCUCCAAGUGGCGCAAAGCAGGGUCAGAAGAAGCCGACAGUUGCAGGUUUGGCUCAGCAGUUGGAGGUGGUCAUGAGUGCGCUCCCAAUGAUUACAGACCAGUUGACAAAUCUGGCUACUCAGCAAGCAGUCAUCCAAAAGCAAAUGGGAACUCCCCCGGCUCCGUCGACUGCAGAGGGUUUCAGGGCAAUGGCACCUGGGAAAGCUUCUAUGCCCAUCUCUUCAAUGCUGGCUCGUCCACCUUUAAGGCCAACGAGUUCCUUGGCUGGGCUGGUGGGACCCCCUCCGAAGACAAAGGGGCUCGCACCUAUUAUGCCAGCUGCUGUGGGCCCUUCGAAUCUGGAUGGCGAACCAUGGGAACCCGUGGACGAGAUGGAGGCGGACCGAGAUGUUUCCCCAGUUGCCAAAGCACUGUUGGAACAGAGCAAAGCGCUAGCAAUGCUUGUAUCUCACUUCCACAUGGCUGGUUCCGAUCCUUUUGCAGACCUUUCCUCUUCCACUCCCACAAUGGGCGUAAAGGGCACUGCGGCAAGAGAGCGCAUGCAGAGGGAACUGGCACAAGGUUCAGGACAGUUCUUUGUCAAGGUGUGUCAAAGCAUUCAACGCAGGAUGUCCCCUACGUCGAAGUUGGCAGCAAAUCUUACAGAGACUGGCGAUGUGUCGCUGUUGGCCUACCUAGAAAGGUAUGGGGGCUAUGGUCAAAACAGAGAGCUUGGCAUGGUGCAAUGGUCGCUAGGUCACGUCUUCGAUGCAAUGGCAAAGGGAGACAUGGACCUCGCCAAGGACCACUUGGCGUUAACGGUGGUCAUGGUGGAGCAGGCUGCCGUGGACAACAACAGGUGGCAGUUGGCUUGGCUCCUCCGCCUUUUGGACGACCCGCCUCAAAACUUGUGGAUCAACAGAGGCCAGACGGCAACGGGGUCCAAGAGGCCUUUUGCGCCUAUGGCGCCACAGACCUGGACCACCACUGCUCUAGCGUAUCUCAAAGAGGCGGAUCUGUUGACCUCCAAGAAGUCCGAGGUGUUGGGCAAUCAGAAGACUGCAACCGACGAUGCGCCUUCAGCAAAACCAGCGCCCAAGAGGAAACCAGGAAAAGGUGGAAAGGGAAACCAUGCAGCCAAUCAGAACCAAGCAGUCUCCACUCCGGACCCACUGGACCCUGGGAUUGGUGGAGGAGGUGGAGACAAACUACAGUUCGAAGGUGGCAGAGUCAGAGCGAUGCCGCUGCAAGUACAGAGGCCCCUGCAUCCACAACUGAAACGUAGAUGUGGUUUUGGAGCCAAAAAAUUUGAUUACCAGCUUCAAGAGAUUUUGGCUGGGAAUUCAUCUGAAGGGUCUGGGCAAGAAGGAGGUGAAGUACCGACCGGAGCAGAACUUCCAGCUUUCAGUUUUUCCUUCAAAACAUGGUGCAUGUCAUUGACCCGUUGGAUUUUGGCCUCACGAACAAGCUUCGGCCGAUUCCUCGGGUCCACUCUUUGCCUUCAUCGGGACGGGCCUUCUGCCCCCCCUACCGCUUUGUUUCCCUUGCCAGUUCCUGAUGGGAAAGCGUUUGCAGGGUGCCCUGGGUCAGCAACACAAGACUGCUCGUAUGAGACGGCAGUCAACAGAGCAUUACAUGUGGUGAUUUGUGCAUUGAAUUUUUGUUAUUCAUCACGUGCUUGCCCACCGUUGGAGUUGCUCAGGAGGCAGCCAAACCGGCUUCAGACAGAAGCCAUUGAGCGUUUGCGGCUGCUCAUCAAAGCGUGUGAUCAUGGCAAGCCCAUCCAAGUGGCUUCAAGUGGUCGGAAAAAUUUGCAGUUAAUGGCGCGCCUUCAAGAGCUCGCAUUGGCAGCAGAUGCAUUGGGUCUUUCGUCGAGCCCAUACCAUGAGGACAUCAAGCCGGCGGUGGUUCAGCCUGACAACAGUCUUCAUCCUCAGCUCAACCCCUUUUCAAAUUUGAAUCCUGACAGAUUGAAACUGACGGGCAGAGCAAAUUGGGAGGCAUUUCAGUUUUUGGAACCGGAGUUCUACAUGCCCUUUCAGGAGCCUCAGUCCAUCGAGCUGGAGAAGCCAAUUAUGUCCAGGGGUACUCCGAUUUUUUUGGUAGACCCCCCAGAGACGGUGUUCCGGCUGUUUCAAAAGUGGGAUUCUUUGGGGCUGCUUGAGCUUCAUCCGGUGUCAACAGUAACUACUGGAGAGUCAGGUAGGGUGAAGAUUUUCAACAACUACAAGUCAGCCGAAUGCGAUAGACAGAUUGGAGACCGUCGAGAGCGCAAUGCCUGGGAAGGCCGUAUCCCAGGACCAUCGGCAGCAUUACCCUUAGGCACCAUGAUCGGGCGUCUUGCUGUACCUGCAGGCAUGGGAUUGAAGGUUUGUAUUACUGACAGAUCAGACUAUUACCAUCAGCUAGCAGUAAGCAGCGAGAGGAGCAGAGCAAAUGUUGUUUGGCAUCCUUUUCCUUUGGGCAAGUUUUUGGAGUUUCAAGCAUACAAGGCUUAUUUGCAGAAAGCCAAGACUCGACAGAAGGUUGACCGCACAGUUCAUGGAGAUGAGUUGGACGGUGUGAGGCCGAUGCGUUUUGGCCUUGGUCAUGAGGAACCUGUUUUUGGUGCGUUUAAGGCAGUGCUGCAGGGGGACCAUCUUGGAGUUGAGAUAGGGAUCAGUGCUCAUGCGGGCUUGUUGCAGGCCAGUGGACUUUUGCAGGACAAGGGGAGGCUGCUUUCGAAGAAGUUGAUACGAUCCUCUCCUGUCUAUGAAGGCCUGGUCAUUGAUGAUUACUUUGCUAUAGCCCCUGCUCCGGUCUCUUCUCUGGAAAAACGGGAUGAGCCCAGCGAAGCACGGAGAUGCUUUGAUGCAGCGAAGAAGGUCUACCUUCGAGAAGGUUUGAAAGGUUCUGAUCAGAAGGACAUCAUUGAUGAGCAUGUUGCGACAGUUGUUGGAGCAGAGAUAGAUUCAAGACCUCAAAAUGUGCAAUGUGGAGUCUUGCCAGUUGGGGCUCCGGCUUCAAAGCGCUUGGCCUUGUCCUGGAUUGCAGCUAUGGCUUGUAGAUAUCCUUGCACUACAGAUGGUUUGCACUCAUCUCUUUUGGGUGCGUUGGUGUCAUCUUUUUGCUUCAGAAAAUGUUCGAUGUCCGUGCUGGUCGAGCUGUUUAAGGUGAUCCCGGCCACAGAGCUUGAUGUCAGCAGGCCGAAACUACGUCCUCUCAAGAGGGCAGCAGCUGAGGAAUUGGCAUUAGCUGCGGUGCUGCUCCCCAUCAUUGUGAGCGAUGUGAAGAUGCCAUUUCACUCUUGGCUCUACGCGACAGAUGCCUCUAUGGCAAAAGGGGCUGUGUGUGUUGCACCUCUAGAACCGCCUGUGCAAGAACCACUUUGGCAAGCAGGGGAUUUCAGAGGUGGUCAUGUUGACCUAGAGACCUGGCAGCACCAGCUUGUCAGAGAAAGCGCUCGCGAUGAUUUGGAGCGAGAGGAGAUUGCAGAGGACCAUGCAACAGCAACCUUUGCAGAGGAGCCACAAAAGACGGGAGCAACAGUGUCCCGGCCUCUUGCACAGUACUUUGAUUUUAUUGAAGUCUGCGGAGGAUCUGGGGUUGUGUCAGAAGCAAUGCACAGAAGAGGUUUUACAGUUGGGCCCAUCAUUGAUAUCAGCUACUCCCCACAGUACGACCUGGUCAAGUGGGAGGUCGUUGAAUGGUUGAUUUUUCUCAUCCAGAAUCAUCGAGUGAAGGGCAUUUGUUUGGAGCCUCCCUGCACAACCUUUUCAGCUGCUGCUUAUCCUUCGGUGAGGUCAUACGCAGUUCCCCAGGGUUACAACAGAAAGCUUCCGAAAGUGUGGUUUGGGAACAGGCUUGCUUUUGCAUGUUUGAUCCUGCUCCUUGUGGCUUUGAGGGCGGAGAUUUUUGGUCUUUUGGAAACUCCUCGCAGGUCAAAGAUGGCUUGGUUGAAAGCUUGGAGGUUUCUGUUGACUUUGUUUGGCAUUGAAGAGACCUACACUUCUUCCUGCGCAUAUGGGUCGGUUUUUCAGAAGGAGUUCAGAUUUUUAUCAUGCAACAUGCGUACCUCGUCUUUGUGCAAGCCAUGUACGCGAGACCACAAGCAUGUUAGGAUUCAGGGCUCCCUCACGAAAGGAUCAGCAAUUUACACGCCUGGGCUUGCAGAAGCAAUUGCAGAGUUGUUUGCAGCUCAUUUGAGGUUUGAGAAGAGAUUGAGGCGAGAGCAGCAUGUCGAGGUAGGCGGUCUUGAAUCUCCUCUUGUCAAUGAGGUGACAAAAAGGUCAGACUGGAAAACAACCUCAUGUUGGACAUGGAAAGGAAAAUCCCACAUCAACGUUCUGGAGUUAGCCAGCGUUUUUCAAGCAGUCAAACAAGCUGCGAGAAAGGGAGGCGGGAGAGUGAGUUUGCUGAUGGACUCUCAUGUUUCAGCAAGAGCCACCGCCAAAGGGCGAUCUUCAGCAGCAGCCCUGAUCCCACUUCUCCGAAAGAUCAUGGCAAUUUCCUUUGCAUUUCACAUGAUGCUGGCUGUUCAUUUCCUGCCAACACGCUUGAAUGUUGCUGAUGAUCCUACAAGAAAUGUUAGAGUUCGUGACAGGUAUGAAGGAUCAUCAUGGUUUGACCAGAUGUCAGAGGAGGAGGUUUUUAGAGCAGCAGAGCUACCAACCAUGAAGACAUGGGCAAGCAAUUGGAUUUCCUUGUGCCUUGGACUUAUGGCCAAACACCAUCUCCCUUUUGCUGCCUUGAGCUUGCCUCACCACCGCCAAAGCUCUAGCCUGCCUCCUGCUUAUCUCUAUCAGCAUCUCUUGGACUUUGAUGCCUCUCUCGGUUUCCCUGGCGAGGGUCCUAGGUGUAGUCCCCUAUUUUUCGUAGUGUGGAUUUUGCUUAGUAGCGUCGCUGUAGCCCCAGUGAGCCAUGGAAAUCUGGUCCGCAACAAAGAUGACCUUGCAAGAGCUGCCAAACGCAUGUCGCGACCGUUGCAAAGUGGAAGACCUGUCGAGCAGGUUACUCGGACAAACCGCGAGCGGUUACUGGAGUGCUUUGCGGAAUGGUUGGCUGGCAAAGGCGAGAAUUUUCCUUCGCUGUUGGAACUGUCAUACAGAGAGCCCGAAAAGAUGGUGACACAGCUAGUCAGCUAUGGACGGGAGUUGUAUGCAUCAGGCAGACCAUACAACCACUAUGUGGAGACGGUCAACGCGGUGGCUGCUGCGAAACCCACGAUUCGGCGGCUUCUGACGGGUGCUUGGGAUCUGGCUUUUAGCUGGCAACGAGAAGAGCCAGGGGGCCAUCACCUGGCAUGUCCGUUUCAGAUUCUUCUGGCAAUUCUGUCGGUGAGCAUCCUAUGGGGCUGGCCAUGGGUUGCUGGAUCGAUAGCCUUAUCGUGGGGUGCAAUUUGUCGCAUUGGAGAGGUGCUACAAUCUUGCAGACGUGACCUUGUGCUGCCUCAGGAUGUGGGUUACACUAGUUGUUCCAUUUUCCUGAGGGUCAAAGAACCAAAAACACGUUUCAAAGCUGCAAGGCAUCAGAUGUCGAAACUUGAUGCAGAAGAUCUGGUUCAACUGGUGUCACUGGCUUUUGGAUCAAAGCGCGCUGAUGAAAAGCUUUGGCCUUUUUCCGGACAGCUGCUGCGAACGAGGUUCCGACAAAUCCUUCGUGAGAUUGGGUUGCCAUAUGAUUCAAAUGGCAUCAACAGAGGCCUUGACCUAGGCUCCCUCCGCGGAGGAGGAGCAACAUACCUUUUAAUGCUGACAGAAGACUCAGAGCUGGUGAGAAGAAGGGGUCGUUGGAUUGCACCAAGGACCAUGGAAGUUUACCUUCAGGAGAUAGCUGCUACAGUUUAUUUUCCUCAACUCCCCAGUGCGUUGAAGGCUCGAGUGCUGGCCUUAGCCUCAGCCUUUCCUGGUCUUCUAGCACGCAUGCAGGUGCUUGUCAAGGCGAAAGUUCCGGCGGAAUCCUGGCAUUAUUUUUUUCAACAGAAUGAAGCAGAUGGAAAUGUUGGGAAAAGCUGGGAGGAAGUGGUAGCGAGGCACACACGUGCUACGCAGAGAGGACAAACCCAGAAUAUGGCAGGAGCCCCCCCAGGUACCUUGCUCUUCGCAACUCCAUUCACCGCCACAGCGCCCAAUGGCACGGUGAUUUGGAUUAUGAGUACCAUUGGCGCCCAGAUUGGUAUGGUGCUGGUGUCCAAUGUGCAGAAUGGCAUCUCCUGCCCCAUGCUGGCAGCUUGGAGACGGGGUAGGGAACUGAGCCAUGUUUCAGUGGCAUUGUCCGGCAAGGAGAUGAUUCCCAUGAUGCACUCCACGUUUUUGAAUAUCGCUGCCAAGAUGCCUGAAGCAGAUGCAGAGCAGCUACAGGCGACCUGCCUGGCCAGUUGCUUUGUAUGUACCUUGACCAUCGGUGCGGGGCUGCUGAUUGGCACACGCCUGGGCCUGGCCAGCUAUCUUCGUGCUGUGCCGUUGAUUGUUCUCAAAGGUGCUCUGUUUGGGGUGGCGCUCUUUCUGAUGUCCAGCUGUUUGACGGUCGCCACUGGUGAUAGCACCAGCUCCCUCAGCGCGACCUGGCAGCUGUGGGCUCCAGCGGUGCUGCUGGGGCUCACGCUCUUUGCCAUGGAUGAGGCAAUCCAUUCGCCCGUUGUCAUUUCGCUAAGUUUGCUGCUGGUUGGCAUGAUUCCUACCUGUUUGGAUCUCUUGAAGCUCAUUCCGCUCAGCGAGCUGCAAGAGAAGGGCUGGUGUUUCCAGCGCCAACAAACAGCGAGUGCAGUCUGGUACCUGCAGGUGGCGGACGCCUACAGGUCCGCGCUCUUCCGCAUCGACUGGAUGGUGAUCCUUGAGAUCAUGCCUGCCAUGGUGGGCAUCGCGGCUUCCGCGUCCUUGUUGAUGUUGAUGGAUUUGAAGGCGGUGGAACUGUUGACCGAACGAGAAUUCAGCUUAGACAAAGAGCUUCGGAGCAUCGGAGUGAGCAAUCUCAUCAGUGCCCUCUGUGGCGGCGGCUUUCCCUGCUACAUCCUUUGUUCCUUAAACGUGACAUGCCAUCGCCUUGGUGGUCGUAGCAAGGUGAUUGGAGUUGGACUGAUCCUCAGCUCCACCUGUUGCCUCUUCGUGGUGUUCAACGUGGUCCCCCGUCUUCCCAGGGCCUUGCCAGGGGGUCUCUUUAUGUGGCUGAGCCUGGUAUUCGCCAAGGAGACCAUUGUGGACAUAUGCUCCAAGUACACCCACAUCUCAGAUGUUUUCACCGUGGCCGCCAUGGCCUUGGUGGUGAAGUUCUACAGCUUCAACGAUGGGUUGAUGCUGGGGACCCUGCUGGCCAUGACGUUUUUCACGCUGCGCUACAGUGGCACCCAGGCGGGCGUGAAGACCGCAGGAGACGCACGUGGCUUGGGUAGCAACGGCGGGCCUUUUCGGACCGA
Messenger RNA from Cladocopium goreaui, 9758 nucleotides. The record is from the annotation of a GenBank genome assembly. NCBI's taxonomy places the organism in Eukaryota, Dinophyceae, Suessiales, Symbiodiniaceae.